This is a messenger RNA of Ornithodoros turicata, 4443 nucleotides long. Its product is annotated as probable ribonuclease ZC3H12B. Gene Ontology annotation, molecular function: RNA endonuclease activity; mRNA binding; metal ion binding. The transcript has 7 exons. NCBI's taxonomy places the organism in Eukaryota, Metazoa, Arthropoda, Arachnida, Ixodida, Argasidae. The record is from RefSeq and is a predicted model, not a curated record. Gene Ontology annotation, cellular component: cytoplasmic ribonucleoprotein granule; nucleus. The coding region runs from base 468 to 2711 and encodes 747 amino acids.
CUGCGCGUGAAGUGAACGAAGCGGAUGUACAGCCCUCUUUCCACCUGCGUUCUUCCUCCUGUAAUAUUGCCCUCUUGUUUUCUUGCGCCCAUAUUUUUCGGUGGUUCGAAAAAUCUCUACCUGUGAGGGCGAGGAGGGUGAGUGAGAGAGAGAGAGAGGGAGGGCAGGAAGAAAAAUCGUCUGCUUGAUGUCGAAAUAGCUGAGGGCUGCUAGCUGCUACGCCAGUCGUCUGCUGCUCCAUCGGGUUCAGCGAUUCCCCCCGCCGUGUAUGCAUUCCGAAGUGGCGACCGUGCGAAGACGGCUGAGCCGCGUUUUGCCUCUUCCGUGGGAUUCUGCGCUCUGAAGUACGACACCCAGCUUGUCUCGUGGAAUUACCAUCGACUGUAUUGGGCCGUGCUGUUGAAUCGGUGCCCCGUGCGGAUGUUGUUGUCGUCGUCGUGGUAUGAGGAAACGGCGGAAGUGCGGGAAUGAGUGCUAAAACGGCGGAGCUGUUGGUGGCGUCGACGGAGACAGCGCACGAAAAGCGAUGUGUGUAUCCCCUGGACGUGGCCCAGGGCCUGCUCUCCCUGCGACAGGAAUUGGAAAGAGCGACGCAGGCUCUUUUACUGCCAGAUCCCGCUACACCCGGCACGCUAUUGGUCCGUGGUGGGCACCAACAAGUGCAAACGGCAAUACAGAUGCUCGAUGCCAAGGCGAAAGAUCUCCCCGUCAGGGAAAAGCUAUCCUGGCGGCGGCGAACGUUGGAGUCAGAAGACUCGAGUUACGAUUCGGAUACAGAAAACCAGGAUAUAGCGGCGAGCGGCAGCAGUGCGGCUCACCACGAAGACGUCUGCAGGACUGUGUCUGAGACGUUGGGUGCGGAAUUCGCGGAGUAUGUGAGCAGUAGUGGGGGUGCUGGCGCCGGCAACCAGUAUGCCACUAAAGUGGAAUUUGCCGUCAAGCUGGGCUACACGGAAGCCCAAGUGCAGAUGGCGCUCCGCCGGCUGGGACCGCAACCGACGCAAAACGAACUGUUAGCUGAACUCAUCAAGCUCGGUGCUCGAGAUCCUCCCGAAGAUGAUCUUGCGCAAGUGGUGGCCAAGUCAAGGCCAGCAAGGGACGACGAACUCAGGCCGAUUGUCAUCGACGGCAGCAAUGUUGCAAUGAGCCAUGGCAACAAGGAGGUGUUCUCCUGUCGUGGCAUCCAGUUGGCUGUGGAGUGGUUCCAGGCUCGGGGUCACAAGGACAUAUCCGUCUUUGUGCCAAGCUGGCGGAAAGAGGCGUCUCGCAUCGACACGCCAAUCAAAGGUCAAGAAAUCUUGCUCCAGUUAGAGAAAGAGAGGCUACUCUUCUUCACACCAUCUCGGAAUGUGGGUGGCAAGCGUAUGGUCUGCUAUGAGGACCGCUACAUCCUCAAAAUGGCUGCUCAGACAGAUGGCGUUGUCGUGUCCAAUGACAACUACAGGGACCUUGUGUCCGAGAACCAGGAUUUUAAGAAGGUGGUGGACGAACGCCUGCUCAUGUACACCUUUGUCAAUGACAGGUUUAUGCCGCCGGACGAUCCACUUGGAAGGCACGGUCCUUCACUGGACGCAUUCCUACGGAAGGCACAGAGGGCCCCUCCCGAAGGACUGCCACCCGCGUGCCCCUAUGGGAAAAAGUGUACCUACGGAAACAAGUGCAAAUAUUACCACCCAGAACGGGGCAACCUUCCUCAGAAGUCAGUGACAGAGCGGUUAGCGGAACAGGCUCGUUUACAACUGCAGGAGGUGAAAGCGAGGCAAGGUGUCAAGAGCAGGGACUCCUCACCGGGCGAACUCCUCAAGACUCGCAGCCUACCUCCGUCGUCGUCGUCCUGCGGGGCUCCAAGUGAACCACUACCUCAGAAAAAGAAGACCCCCCUUGCCCGAACAAAAUCUGCUGUCCCUUCCUCCUCUCUACUGUCCAAGGAGCUUACUGAAGAAUGGCACGCACCCCUUUCCUUGCACCCUCACACCCCUAUCGGCGUCGACCACCAGCUGGGCCUCCUCGAGCCCGACGGUGGUGGCCAUCUCUCGGUUGCGAAACGUCUCUCCGACCCAGACAGCUCACACUACACGCUCGACUUUUCCCCUGGGAAGGACGAGCCUUCCGGGGUGACGAACCUACACCGAAAGUUGCAACGCCAGUUGACACUUAAUCCGGCGUACGACCCGCGACUCUUCCACCUUCACAUGACCGCCGGCGGGCACCACCUCACCCCUCCCGUGGAGGGUGGACUGCUCCACAAGACGACAAGUCAGGAGAACCUUGGCCACCGUCCUCUCGGAAGGAGCGACUCUUCUUACAGUCCGUGGGAGGCAAGUCAGCAUCACCACCCCGAAGUAACGCGAAUCGCCAGUGCACCAGACUCAACACGGCAGCGCUGCCAGGCACGGAUGCAGCGGCUGAGCAGCACCUCAGACACGAAGCUAAACGUGUUUCCUCAGCAAGGGGUGCCGCUUUCGAUACCAAGUUAUGGGUACACACCUCAAUGGACUCCUGCAAUACCACCACCCCAGGGUAUCCCUAUUGCACCACGUGUCGUCACGUCACCUUGUGAGGUGGCAGAUGAUCCAAGAUACAAGUUGUACUACCACUUGUCUUCAAUAUUUCCAGAAGAACAAGUAAGGGCAGCCAUGGAGUUGUACCCGGAAGAGACAAAUCCGCAAAAAGUGUGUGCAGCAAUCCUGAGCAUGUUUCCAAAGGGAUGAAACGUUGUGUUGCUAGGUUAACAAAAAAGUAGGUCAAAUUUAAAUGAAGGGGGCACAACUGCUUGUGCGAGAGAGCUCCCUACGCAGGUUGCUCUCAGUGCCUGAAUGUUUCGAAUGGUGUGUGACAAAUGGGUAUUUAAUGAAGUGUCAUCACGAAGGAAUUAAUGAUAUCACGCAGGACGUGAAUGUCUGUUGACCAUUGUGUCACGCUUCACUUUGUUUCUUUCUGAGGAAAGAUAUAAGAUAAUGUUUGUUUAACUAUGAACAAAGCAAAGUGUAGGGGGGCCCCCAAACUUUGUAAAAUGUAAGCUGUUUAUUACAUAUAAUAUUGUACUUGUGGUAUAUCACAAGUCUAGGUUAACACAAUUAUUUUGUCCUUUCCAGAAUAGCAAAGUGCUUUAGCUAAUCUGAGGCCAGGAUCUUACUUCAGUCAGGCACUGGGCAUGGUUGGAUGUUAGGAAAACAGCUGGCAUACAAAGUGGGCUUGAUGUGCUAAAGAUUACAGUGCUUUGGUCACUUCCCCAACAACACCGAAUAUCCUCUGGGUGUGGAAAUAAUGUCCUAACGGAUUCGUACGCCCGAUGGAUAUUCUCAGGAUAUCCGUCGGACGUACGAAUUCGUCAGGACAUUAUUCAUACAUCCAGAGGGUAUUCGGUGUUGUUGGGGUUAUGUACAUAGGAUGCUAUCCUACCCAGGUUUUCAUGGUAAAAACCACAUCCACCAGCGCUGUUUCUCCUUUUUUUUAAGCAGUUCUGCAGUGUAACAAUCAUAACCCCACUUAGCAUAACCCUGCACAGCACAACCGCAUCAUCAUUUUGUACGUUCAGUACUUUCCGUACUUUCAGACCAAAAUGUUGCACGCGUGUGUACCGCUCCCGCAGGAGCAAAAUAUCUGUGAUUUUAUUAUUAUUACUUGGUAUCCUCACACAAUGAUGCUAGGAUGGCCUCCGUGAGGUCUGUGAUGUCUUCUAUGCCAUGUAAGAGCUUCAUUGGCCAUAAACCUCCAUGAAGUUUUACAACCAAAGUAAAACUUGCUUAUGGAUGGAACUAGCCAUUUCCAAACACCAUCAGCUUGAUGCCUUGAAAAGCUGAGAACAAGAUGCCUAACAUUGUACUUACUUCUAACUUGCCAUACAAAAGGGAUUGCUCUGCUUAGAAUAACAAAAGGGAUCAAAGUGUAUAUUGCAUAUUUAAUUUUUGCAAACGCUGCUAUGCCAGAGCACUGGCAUACAGAGCCGCGUUGUGACGUGUUUGACAAACUGAUGCCAUGCAUAACACAGUGUUCUUGGAUGUUUACAUCGUUCUUUCACUGAUGUGUACACAGUGUGGGUAGUUGUUGUCUUCCUCAUGCUCAUGUGAAAUGCCACAACUUAUCAUUACUUCAAGAUGCACUAUAGAUGUGUACACAUAUUCCUGUGUUCCUUUCAGGCCACUACCGUGGGUUGAGAGUUUAUUGUACGUUGUGUGAACAACACUGUCUCGUCAUACCUUCUAUUUUGCACUGAGCAGAACCGUGAUGGAAGGCAGGUUGUGGGUCUAGGAAAAGCCACGGAUCUAAUUCCACCUUUCUACAAUACCAUGUAUUGUUGUUUAUCGUACGGGGUUGGAUCCCCAGUAAUCUUGAGGUUUCAUUCGUUUACGUAAUAUGUAUAGACAUUUUUAUUUUAGGACUGAGCUAUUUAAUGUGUGUGUCUAACUUUCCAAUGCUCGUAAUAAAUGUUUAAUUUUAUCA